Colletotrichum fioriniae is the source of this 2508-nucleotide messenger RNA. It is a transcript of the gene STB5, whose product is annotated as Rac GTPase-activating protein BCR/ABR. NCBI's taxonomy places the organism in Eukaryota, Fungi, Ascomycota, Sordariomycetes, Glomerellales, Glomerellaceae. Gene Ontology annotation, biological process: DNA-templated transcription; positive regulation of transcription by RNA polymerase II. Gene Ontology annotation, molecular function: zinc ion binding; DNA-binding transcription factor activity, RNA polymerase II-specific; sequence-specific DNA binding. The record is from RefSeq and is a predicted model, not a curated record.
AUGUCGCCCGAACACAUCAGAUCAAAUAUUCAUCGCUUUCGCGUCCGACAGACAUCCCCAUCCUCGCCAGCCCUGCGCCGCUCGGCUUCUCCCCCCGCCGUACGCCCUGCACUGCCGCCCCAGACGCCGUCCUCAGCAGUCCACCCGGGACCUCCGGAUGCCGUCCCCGAUGUCUCAUCGUCAGCAGUAGCAGGAGCAGCCAUCGCGGCGUCAGUCUCGGGCUCGGCCCCGGCGCUGCCGUCAGGACCAAUCUCACCGGCGCUGACAGGUCAAAGUCCUACCGCAGUUGCUGCCGGCGCCAAUAUCUCCACCUCCGUGGCAGCUUCAGUAGCACCAGCAGUAGGCGCUGCACCGUCAUCCAUCUCGGCAUCGUCGCCAAAGGUCGCCCGCGAUAUCCCCGCCUGUGACCGCUGCCGCAGCUUCAAGAAGAAGUGCAGCCGCACCUUUCCCAUCUGCACCCUCUGCGCCAACGCGGGACACAAGUGCUCCUUCUCUACGCCAGCGGCCUCCACCGCCGCCCAGACGCAUCAUCUGCGCGCCCGGAUAGAAUGGCUCUCGCGCUUCAUCAACGAGAACCUGCCCGUCGCCGGCGCCCCUGGCGUAGAGACCCUUGAUACGGGCACGGAUAUCGCCUCUGUCUUGGGAUCCUCACCGGCUGCUACUACGACUACAGCCGUCGGCCAGCCGAUGGAGAUUCUUCCGGCCACGCCGGCGGCGAACGGAGCCACGCCUGGGUCUAUUAUCAGUGCAGAGAGUAAUCGCGCGGAACCGCGGGAUACAUUCGCCGUGCAUCAGCAGCCGCUUGGUACGUCGGGAUCGGUCCUCUUUGAUCAGAGGAGUCUCGCGGUGAACAUAGACUCGGAAUCAUCGUCGUCAAGGGGCCAUGAUCAUAUGCGAGCUCUUCUGCAGCCGGCUCCCGAGCCCGGAAGGAUCCUUGGUAUUGAGAGUCUUCGCGAUGGAGAGGGCUUCACGUCCUCGAGCCUGCCUCGCGACGCUAUUGCUCGGAGGUUCGUUGACGCCUACUUCCGGAACGUCAACCGGGCGUACCCAUUUGUCAAUAGGACAAAGGUCCUGCGAGACCUCGAGUCAUUGGGUGAAUCAUCUAAGCGUCGUAGAGAUGCCGAUUCUACGCUACUCUAUCUCAUCAUGGCGAUUGGGUGCACCACCCUGCAGCGCGCCGGCCAAAUACCCAACGACACAGCUUCCAAGUUCGAUGUAGCCUACGCCGACAUCAUCCAGGAAUGUCUUGUCAGAGAGGACCUCGAGUCAAUCCAGAUUCUUGUCCUGGUGGCACUGUAUUCACUCUUCGACCCAAAGGGCAUCUCAACGUGGUCUAUAGCAGGCAUCGUCUCCCGCCAAGCCAUGCUCCUCGGAUUGAGCAGAAGAUCCUCCGAGGACAAGAAUUUAUCGGCUAUGGAUAUUGAACUACGUCACCGUCUCUUCUGGAGCAUCUACGUCCUGGACCGAAUGAUGGCCAUCUCCCUAGGCCUUCCCGUAGCCCUCAUCGACGAAAACGUCGACGUCCCGCUACCAGGCCUCACAAUUGAAGAGUUCGCCUCCCCAGACCGUCAACACUUUGCCUCCAUCCUUCAGACAAAUCGCCACGUCAUCCAGCUCAGGCAGCUUGAAGACCGCAUUCUCAAACAGAUCCACACUCGCAAACAACCCGAGGUCGCCGCACUCUCGCAAGCAGACAGGCGCGCCAUAGUACAGAACAUCCGCUCCGAGAUUGAGAACUGGUAUAGUAACGGGUGCCUCGUCUCUCCCCUGGAACCAGACAACGUCCCCAUCCACAACUCCGUUACCUGGCUCAGUGCGCGGUACUACCACCUUCUUCUCCUCCUCCACUACCCCUGCCACUUCAACUCGUGCGGCACCAUCGUGUCCGCCGUCGAGCUGCUGCGCUUCGCCCAGAAACACCUCCAGUCGACCUCGGUUCUCCUCCAGCAGCGCCAAUUACCCUUGAACCGCGUCACGCUGUGCCGCCUCUUCCCCGUCGGUCUAGUCUUGAUCCACAGCUUCAUCGCCUGCGCUGCAGAAUGUACAUCCUUCUCCGCGCGCGACGAGGUCGCCGUCAUCGUCAGCAUCCUUGAGGCUUUUCCCGAGGGCUGGAACCAGGCGCGCCAAGCCGCCCAGGUCUUUCGUCAGUUCAUGGGUCUCAUUUCCGGCGUGCCCAAUAAUGGCUACACGACGCUGCACUUUCCCGGUAACAACAACGUGUACGGCCAUGGCGGCGGCCAGUUCUCAUCUAAGGAGUCGUACCAGGCAAUGGUGCGGCCGCUCAUCACGCGGCUCGUCGCGCUGAUGCAGGAGGUCCUCGGCCGGUCGACCUGUUAUGCCUUUCACGAGUUCCCGGACGAUUGUGGUGGGCAGGCUUCGGCGCCGGCGGGGUUCAGGGGCCAGACUGCGUUCUCGCCCACGGGCCCUACACGGCACUCGGCGGCGGUGGGGAACGAUGAAUCGGCCAUGGACUAUGGUUGGGGGUCGUUGGAAUUGGGGUUUCUCUGA